UUGAGCUGGCUACGUUGGCAAACGUUCCCUCGACGCUCGCCUCGCGUUGCCGGCCUUCAUGAGCUCCCUCGCCCCCCUAACCACCUCAAAUUCUUGUCCUGGAACCUUCAUCCUCUCAUCUCUCUCCGGAGCCAAUCCUUUCGCGCUACAAGGCGUUCGAUCAUCUCAGCGGAACGUUUCUAGGGUUCAAAUUGCUGCCCCCAGGACGACACCGAGCAUUUCGCCUGCGACGGGGAGAUUCUUGACCGUCAAUCUAUGCUCCAAGAAUGAGCAGCCCGAGGUGGAGGCCAUUCAUUGUGAGGACAAAAAGGAAUUGCCUUGUAAUUUGGACGAGAGAAAUAGCAAGGCAUCGAAAGGAUUUUCGUUGAAUGGGAUAAUGCAGAGGUUAAAGAGAUAUGGAGUUGCAGGAGUACUCUCCUAUGGGCUACUUAACACCGUAUACUAUCUGACAACGUUUUUGUUGGUUUGGUUUUAUUUCUCACCUGCGCCUGGAAAAAUGGGUUAUCCUGCAGCAGUUAAAAGGUUUCUGAAAAUGAUGGCGAUGGUUUGGGCUGGGAGCCAAGUUACCAAGAUCAUAAGAGCUGGAGGGGCUCUUGCAUUAGCUCCUGUUGUAGACCGAGGAUUAUCAUGGUUCACGGUGAAGUUUAACUUUGAAUCGGAAGGAAAGGCAUUCGCAGCAAUUGCAUGUGUAUGCUUUGGGUUGGCUCUUUCUCUCUUCUUUGGAUUGACCUUGCUUUGGGCAUAACUAUCCUUUGUUACUUUGGCCAAUCUGUUUCUUGCAAUUGGUCAAGAUUUUCCUUCCCCAGAUGUCAUAAACUUUGGCAAAAUAAAAGGUACUGGAUUGUGAUUCUCUUGAACCA
This is a messenger RNA of Zingiber officinale, 860 nucleotides long. RefSeq lists its product as uncharacterized. The coding region runs from base 59 to 745 and encodes 228 amino acids. The record is from RefSeq and is a predicted model, not a curated record. The transcript is spliced from 8 exons. Lineage: Eukaryota; Viridiplantae; Streptophyta; Magnoliopsida; Zingiberales; Zingiberaceae.